UAAAAUGGUUUAUAUUUCAUAUUCUUUAUAUUGUUCAUGUUGUAAGAGUUAGAUAAUUUGUUCAUAUAAAAGAAAAAAAAUCAAAUCCUGACAAAAAAAAACCGGAAUACAGCUUUACAUAUUUGUUGUCGAAGUGAUUUGAUAUUGCAGAUUUGAUAAACUAGCUACAGAUGGAGAAGGACCAAGGUAAAUUGAAACAUACUUUAAAUGAGGAUGAUAACAGCGAAGUAUAUCAUAUAUAUGAUAAUCAACAGGAUGAUCCAAUGUAUUCAGAGAAAUUAAGACUUCUCUCUAAAUGCCGGAAACUUGUUGGAAAUGAUAGACAAGGAAGAUCACCAUUGAACAUUGCUAUUAUUGGGCAAACUGGCUGCGGAAAGUCGUCGUUUCUUAACACGGUUUUUGCCAGUUUAAAUACAGAUUGUUGGCGGGAUAUAGCUAGAUCAGGGUUUUUUAAGAUAGAAGGUCCUCAACUACAUUGCACAGAGCGGUUUAGAAGCUUUUCAAAGAAAGACUAUUACCGAGCUACGAAUGACGAAGGUAUCCUGAUGCCGACGUUUUUGGACAUGACUGGUUUUCCUGAUGAAAAUACUAAAACUGUUUUGGACCUGUUGGAGAUAAUAUUUUCUGGUCGAAUCAAUGAAAAUCAGAAACUGGCUGAUAUCGAGGAAGGAGUCAAGUCCAUUUCCGCAGAAGCUAUGAACUAUUAUAAUAAAGAGGUCAGCCAUUUACCAGUCGAUCGAAUCAUUGUUGUUUCAACACUAGAUCCGGAAUCGCCACUCCCAAGAUACCUUUUAUCUGCCAUUUUCUGA
Mytilus trossulus (common blue mussel) is the source of this 809-nucleotide messenger RNA. RefSeq lists its product as uncharacterized. The coding region runs from base 171 to 809 and encodes 212 amino acids. The transcript has 3 exons. The record is from RefSeq and is a predicted model, not a curated record. Lineage: Eukaryota; Metazoa; Mollusca; Bivalvia; Mytilida; Mytilidae.